AGGCUUCCUGUACAAUUACAUGCAGUCCUCUCUCUCAUACUGCUGCUGCUGCAUACAGUACAAGCUGUGACGUGCCAUCAAGAUAAUGGCAACUUGCUCUGAAUAGAGGGAGGAGAUUAUCCCAGGCAGCGGCGGCUGGGACUGGGAGACUCUUGCGUGGAAAGGUAGAAAGCAGAGGGGGAUUCUCUGUGUGACUGCAGCCAUGCAUUAGUAGCGGCUCCUCAGAGCCCGGCAGCUCAUUUGUCUGUAGGGGGGAGAAGAGAAGAGGUAACUCCUGCUGGAUGGGGAUUUCUAUUCCAAGUGAGAAUAUUAUCUACAAGUGGAGAACCCUGAAAGCAGUUGCAAGUAUUUCCUGGAGUGGGCAUCCCAUCAAGCCCACACAAAAAUCAGACUGUAUGAUGCUCUGAGACAUUGCAAAGAACCCAAAAGCUACAUCUGUGGAUCUACAGGUCUCAGUCAAGGUGGUCAAAUUUCUGUGUGCUAAAAAUGUUGACAUCCUGAGACAAGUAUGGCAUCAGCAGGUAAAAUCUGCCAUCAUGCCAUGAUGAGUGGCGAUUCUACCCCUGGAGAGCUAGCUCUGGAACCCUUGAUUAUGUGCAAGCUGUGUCUGUGUGAACAUCCUCUUGAUAUGAUGACCACCCUUCGAGGAUGCAGCUGCAUCUUCUGCACAACGUGCCUCAGACAGUAUGUGCAGUUGGCAGUUCGUGAUGGAAUUGGUUCUCCAGUCACCUGUCCAGACAUGUUGUGCUCAAACCGGGGUCUCCUUCAGGAAACAGAGAUUGCUUGUCUAGUAUCCAUUGAUCAGUUCCACUUGUAUCAGCGGCUAAAGCUUGAAAGAGAAAUUCAUCUUGACCCUUGCAGAACGUGGUGUCCUAAUGCAGACUGCCAAACGGUAUGCCAGGUUCAACCAGCUGAUUCCGGUAUGCCUGUAUCAGUGGAAUGCCAUGUGUGCCUUAUAAAGUUUUGUUCUGCAUGUAAAAGACCCUGGCAUCCCGAGCACUUGUGCCAAGAAAACCAGCCAACAAUCGUGCAACUCGAAAAAGGAGUCCUUGUCAGUGCAGAUGCAAAUGCUUGUAUCAAGCAGUGUCCUGCGUGUCAUAUUUACAUUGAGAGGAAUGAAGGUUGUGCACAAAUGAUGUGCAAAAACUGCAAGCACACUUUUUGCUGGUACUGUUUACAAAACCUUGAUAAUGAUAUAUUUCUGCGACAUUAUGACAAAGGUCCCUGUAGGAACAAACUUGGACAUUCAAGAGCCUCGGUUAUGUGGAACAGAACACAGGUUGUGGGGAUCCUCAUUGGCUUAGGUAUCAUCGCAAUUGUGACAUCACCGUUACUCCUUUUGGCAUCACCCUGUAUUAUCUGCUGUGUCUGCAAAUCCUGCAAAGGAAAGAAGAAGAAGCAUGAAAAUAAUAAAUAAACCCAUAACCCACCA
Messenger RNA from Pseudophryne corroboree (corroboree frog), 1432 nucleotides. It is a transcript of the gene RNF144B, whose product is annotated as ring finger protein 144B. The transcript is spliced from 9 exons. Gene Ontology annotation, cellular component: cytoplasm; ubiquitin ligase complex; mitochondrial membrane. Gene Ontology annotation, biological process: positive regulation of proteasomal ubiquitin-dependent protein catabolic process; ubiquitin-dependent protein catabolic process; protein polyubiquitination. NCBI's taxonomy places the organism in Eukaryota, Metazoa, Chordata, Amphibia, Anura, Myobatrachidae. Gene Ontology annotation, molecular function: zinc ion binding; ubiquitin conjugating enzyme binding; ubiquitin protein ligase activity. The record is from RefSeq and is a predicted model, not a curated record. The coding region runs from base 509 to 1417 and encodes 302 amino acids.